Molecule: messenger RNA, 1278 nt
Organism: Peniophora sp. CBMAI 1063
Lineage: Eukaryota; Fungi; Basidiomycota; Agaricomycetes; Russulales; Peniophoraceae
Source: the annotation of a GenBank genome assembly
AUGGCGCCGACAGCCGACAUACCCAAUGAGCCCAAAGUCGACUUUAGCCUCUUCGGCGGCGCCGAGUCUCUGACCGAGGGCAAGCAAGUCUGGCAGGGCGGCUCCCCGAUGUCGUCAGCGCCGAGGAGGACGGUGGUGGUGAGCCCAGACGAGAAGAGCGAGGCAAUGUACGGUCCGCCGCAGGACCCGAAUGAUUUCUUGUGGAUUAUGACCGAGGAACCGCAUCGGACGAGGAGGAAGCAGAUCAUGAAGGCCCAUCCAGAGGUGUUCAAACUGAUGGGCUACGAGCCUCUGACCAAAUACGUCGUCCUCUCCGUCGUACUCCUCCAACUCUCCGUCGCCUACACCCUCCGCUUCACCUCGCCCUUCACCUUUGCGUUCCUUGCAGCAGCGUACGUCAUAGGCGGGACGGCGAACCAUAACCUGUUCCUCGCCGUACAUGAGAUCACGCACAAUCUCGCGUUCAAGGGUAUCAAGGCGAACAAGGUGCUCGCGAUUGUGGCGAAUCUGCCGAUUGGAGUGCCGUAUGCUAUCACUUUCAAAGGAUACCAUUUGGAGCAUCACAAGUACAUGGGCGAAGACGGCGUAGACGUCGACCUCCCCACAAACCUGGAGCUCAUAUGCCUCAACAACGUCCUCGGCAAGGUUUUCUUCUGCACAUUCCAAAUCCUCUUCUACGCCCUCCGCCCCGGCUUCGUCCGCUCCCAAAAGCCGACCUACUGGCACCUCAUCGGCAUCGCCACCCAACUGACCUUCGACAUCCUCCUCUGCACUUUCGUUCCGGGCGGCAAGAACAUGCUCAUGUACCUCAUAAUGUCCAGUUUCUGGGCCGGGAGCUUGCACCCGCUCGCAGGCCAUUUCAUUGCGGAGCAUUAUGUGUGGGACGGGUUGCAGCAGGAGACGUAUAGCUAUUAUGGGUGGUUGAAUGUGUUUGCUUAUAACGUCGGCUACCACAACGAACACCACGACUUCCCCUCGAUCCCCUGGACCCGGCUCCCUGCCUUACGCAAACUCGCACCAGAGUUCUACGACACGCUCCCUUCGCAUCCUUCGUGGCCAAUGAUCAUCGUCAACUUUAUCCGCGACCCUAACGUCGGUAUCUUCGCCCGUGUCAAGCGCGAACCACGCGCAAAUAAGAAGGCUGCGCCGCCGGCUGUUGAGUUGGACGGUGGAUGUGCUGAUGUCAAGGAGGGUGCGGAGGGCGAUGUGAAGAGUAGUGGUGUCAGCUCGAGUCCGACGGGUAGUGAUACGGAGAAUGGGCAGCGGAGGAGGAAGUAG